This is a messenger RNA of Dibothriocephalus latus, 1926 nucleotides long. The record is from the annotation of a GenBank genome assembly. NCBI's taxonomy places the organism in Eukaryota, Metazoa, Platyhelminthes, Cestoda, Diphyllobothriidea, Diphyllobothriidae.
AUGCCCAAUUCGCUCUCCGUGAUGGGGUACGCGUCCGAUGCCCUUUUCUACUACCUAACCGAACCCUUUUCUUGGCUUCUUGCUCUUGCUUCUUUCGUCACUCCGAAGGAGAUUUUGACUGUCUGGCUACACACCUCUGUCGGUGUUUCUGAGCUCUUGCGGAAUACUUGCUGGAUCUCGGCCUCUUCGUCUGUCGGUCUACUCUCCGCAGAUACAGUCAACCUCCCGACCCUUCAUUCUGCCAUUUUAACUCGCGCCAAGUCUGUUCAGAAACCCGAGGGCGUCCAGCAACGAGAGCAGCAGCAGCAAUAUCCAAAGUUGGAACCCGCUACAGCUGCCCUCUCCUCCUCCUCUGUCAGUACGACCGGCACCAGUGUUGGUUACGACGCUGAAAACGGUUCCUCCUCUUCCUCCUCUUCGUCUCCCGGUAACGGCGCGUGCUCCCUGUCCUUAGCAUCUAGUCUCGGUUCUCCUCCUGUCCAGGACUUCCUCCAAGGUGGCCACAUCGAUCAGACCGCUCUGCUACCUUUCGCGGAUGCUUUGGCUGAGUGUCCGGAACCGACAUCUCAGCAGGACAAGAACAAUCUGCUGCCCUUCCUGCGUUGUUUGGCCCUGCACAGCGGUCGCACACCCGGUUGUCUGGCAGUUGAGGCACUGGAAGCCCUAAAGAGUGCUGUAACGCUCAGCCUAGACAACGGUCUCUUCCAGAUGCUUCCGCCUGCUUUCGACCAGGAGCCGGCCGCCUCCUCACACUGUACGCCCUCUCUGUCGUCUCUCAGUACCGCCGACACGGAGGCGCUCUCUCCUGCUAACGAACGCGCCUCUGCUCUGCGCUCCUGGCUCAUCUUCCUGUUUGAUCUCCUCUUCGUCUGUCCAGCUACCUACUUGCGCAUUGCUGCUCGAGAGUUUGUCAGUCUGACUGUGACUCGCAGUCUAGUCGCUAAUUGCUCGCUCAUUGGUCUAUGUGAGCUGUCAGGUGUAGAGGAGAGAAAGCAGCCCUGGUCUUCCCUAGCUGCGGACCCUGUAAAUUACAUGAUCAACUUUUUGAUCACCACAAUGGUGGAAAAGGGAGACGAAUUUCGUGACAACACAAGUGAAUGCACCGACGUCAUUGUAAAAUUGCUUGAAUUCAUGUGGCAUGAACAGUUGCCCGUGUCGGUCGCAGACGAACUUCUGACGAAGGAAUGUUCCUGGUUGCUAAAAGCUAACUGUCUACUCUCCUCCGUGGUUCAUAAUCUUUUCACAACUAUUAUCUUACUCAACCCUGAUCCUUGCCUGCAUACACUUUUGUUUGAAACCUGCAUUUUCCCGGCUUCGAAACGAUUGCGUCAGCUGAGAAAGUCGUUGCAAUCUAAGUCCGGUGUUUCCGCCGUUAUUCUCGAAUCGACCAAUCUUUACGUAUGUCCGGACGAUGUUCUGGAGGCUGCCUUCGAUUUUGUCCGAGAGUUGGUCAACUGCGCACCGGCUAACGCACUUUCUCUCAAUUCCAUCUUAAUGGAAUUGCUUUACUCUCAAGGCCCGGGCUUUGUCGGCCUGCAAAACGGCGGCUCAACUUGUUACAUGAACUCUGUCCUACAGCAGCUAUUUGCGAUUACUCCUAUACGCGACGCCAUCCUGGCGGUGCCAGUGGGCAAGAUUCUGGAGGCUGCCAACUCUGCCGCUGCCAAAGCUGCUUUGCCCUCAUUUUCCGCCCUAGGAGACGGCAGUCAGCCAGAGGAGGACGCGCAGGUUCGUCUUUUUUGGUUUUCAUGCUUUUACUCCCACUUAGCCGAAGUAUACCACAACCUCUUAUUGUUUAGGAGUACUCAUAAGAGCGAAUAUGCGAGUUACAGGAAGCAGUUCGGAAGUAGGAGAUCCGAUCGCUGGAACAAGAAUUUUAUUUUCUUGACGUUUCGGAUUCUGUCGAGAAUCCUUAAUUAUAGGUAA